CCCUCCGUCCGCCCCGGCUCUCCCCUCCGCGCCCGCCCCUCCUCGCAGGGAGGGAUGGAGGCGGAUCAGGAGCGCACGUUUCCUGCCCAGGGACGGCUCUGAGGCUCGCAGGCAAAGCCGGGGGCCGGCGGGCAGGAAGGAGACGCGCAGCGCGACCGGGAGCCGGGCAGCCCGGCUGGACUCGGCGACCGCAGCCCCAGCCCCGGCCGGGAGCGAGUCCGGGCUUCGCCCCGCCGCCGCCGCCGCCGCAUCCCCCCGCCCCGGGAGGCGUCUCGCCGCCGGCCCGGGCUCGGCAGCUGCCCCGCGCCCCCCCCCGGGCUGCCUGGUGCAUCGGGAACAAAGGAAAUUCCCCCCCCGCCCCUCCCAGCAUGAAGAUGCCUCGGCUGGCGCCGGGGCCCCGGGCGCUCGGGCGGCUCCUGCUGCUGCUGCUGGCCGGCCACGCCGCGCUGGCACAGCGCUGGCGUAAUGAAAACUACGAGAGGCCCGUGGACCUGGAAGGGUCAGGGGAUGAUGACCCCUUUGCGGAUGAUGAAAUUGAUGAUCUGUACUCGGGGUCUGGCUCGGGAUAUUUUGAGCAGGAGUCUGGGAUCGAGACAGCAGUGAGGCUCCGCACGGACACUUCCAUCACGCUCCCCACCACCCCAGCCGUGCUGCCUGUCACAUCCAUGCAGCCCGUGGCAACUCCCCUUGAAAUGCUACCAGCCGAAGAAACGACCCCUGAGCAGGCGACCAGCGUCCUGUAUAUCCCCAGGGUGACAGAGGCCCCGGUGAUCCCAGGCUGGAAAGCAACUACCACCGGUGCCACAGCCAGUGACACCCCGCCCCCCGCAACGGCUGCUGCUGCUGCCAGCCCCACCGCUCCCACUGCCAAGCCAACACCCGUCCGGAGGAUCCUGCCCCCCUUCGUCACGACGAUGGCCACAACGCGGGCCACCACUCUGGAAAUGCCGACCACAUCUGUGACGGAAGCCAGCACGGUCACGGAGCCUGCCACGUCCCGGCUUGUCACCUCCAGCACUGCCAGGCCCAGAGCCAGCCCAAAGUCGAGCACCUCCAGGACCAUGGCCGUCACAGAGAAAAGCACUGUCUUGCCACCGCCGGCUGCUACUUUGGCCCCCACGGACGCACCUCAGACCGAGCCGCUGGAUGUGACCGUGUCCACAGCCCUCGACAACGAGCUGGAGGUACCUGUCAGCGGAGGGCCCAGCGGGGACUUUGAAAUCCGCGAGGAGGAAGACACGACUCAGCCAGAGCUCAAUAACGAAGUGAUCGCCGCGGUUACCCUGGCAGCAGGGCCGGGGCUGGGGAAGAAUGCAGAGCCCGGCCUCAUAGACAAUACGAUAGACUCUGGGAACUCGGCUGCACAGCUCCCCCAGAAAAAUAUCCUGGAGAGGAAAGAAGUGCUAAUAGCUGUCAUCGUGGGCGGCGUGGUCGGGGCGCUCUUUGCUGCCUUUCUGGUCAUGCUACUCAUCUACCGGAUGAAGAAGAAGGACGAGGGGAGCUACACACUGGAGGAGCCAAAGCAGGCGAACGUCACAUACCAAAAGCCCGACAAGCAGGAGGAGUUCUAUGCAUAAAAAGAGCCCAGAGUGCCUCUCUCUCAGUUCAACUUCCCUCUGUCCCCACCCUUCCCCAUCCAAUCUCUCUCUCUCUCUCUGUUUCUGAUGGGACUGUGAGUUGAACAAACAAACGAACACUAUAAUAAAAAGAAAAAAAAACAUCUUCAGUUAAAAAAUAUACAAAUAAAAGUGUCACCGAUUUCAAACGAAUACCGUAACCUUUCUCCAGCGGACGCAGCGUUUGCAGGGAACAGCAAGUGUGAGGAGCGAACGGGCAGCCAACUUUCAGUGCCUAUGCGAUCACUCCUCAGAUGAGGGCAUGCUUGGGUGGUCUUUUCCUGAUGAUGGUUGGAGUUUCCUGGGUGUACCAAACAACACAACUGACUCUGAGAUCUGAACACCUGUUACCAGAAUCGGGGUAGGGGUGGGAAUUUGGGGAGAGGGAGGGGUUUCUUUCUUUUUGUUGGGUUGGGGGUUGGUUUCUUACUGGGAAUCGCUGCUCCAUGGCUCUAUUUGGAAAGAGGAUGUGACUGUCAAAUACAGUGUCAAGCCUUGAAAAAGCACAAUGAGAUGAAACAUCUAAUGCUGUGGUUUGCUCUCGGAAUGAAAAGUGGCCAGUGGGCUGGAGCGGAGCUUUUCGAUCACCUCCUCAGAGAGUUCACAUAGCUGCAGGGAGCCACAGUUUGCAGUUGUGUGGGGCUCCCUUCCUGACACUGCUUCACUUCAUUGCAUUGCUGUGCACAGCCAGAGACCUUAAGUGUAUCGAAACCAUGUUUUGUGGGCUGACCAGGGGCUUGGUUGACAGGGACCUGGCUUUGGCUGGGUUUUCACUGUGACGAAUAAAACGCAGCUAGUGCAGUAUACCCUGCUCUUUGCAGACAACCCACACUCACAUUUUUAAGGGAAACAGGACGCUGGGGGACAGGGGAUUGACAAGAACAAACAACAAAAGGCUAAAAGGUCAUCUGUGUUCCUUUGAAUGUGAUAAUAUCUCACAAACCUCAUCAAGCCGCACUUCGCAGCGUUCUCCUCAGAUGGUGUUUGGUGAUAGCGCCUGUCAAAUUACAGGAAAUAAAGAAAAUGAAGGAGACAACAGUAGGUUUUCAAGGGUCACUGUCAGGUCAGUUUAGCUCGAAGAUGUAUCAUUUAUUAAAUCCAAUGAAAUGUUUCCAUUAUUUUUUUUUAGUUUUUAUUUUUAAAACUCCUGUCUAAACUUUACAGCCCUGCGCUAGGACUUGACUGACUUCCAAUGGGCUUUGGAUCAGCUUUGUCCAAAAGGGAAACCAACUAGAAGCAACCGUGAAACUGACUAAUGUGUUUUGAAUCAUCUGAGGUGCGUUUAAGAUGGAAAGGGAAUAAGUGGCAUGAGGGCCCCAUCCAGAACCCAGGGAUUGGGCCCGUAGGGUGGAACAUUCAGUGAGAAAUUUGAAUUGGCCGGCUUUAAUAAUCUAAAGGGCUGUUUGUGAUACAGUUAAGGAAACUGGGUUUUUAAAAAGAUUAUUUGGAUCUUGACCAUGUUCCUUUGAGGCCCUGACUUCCCGAUUGUAUUUAAUAAUAAAAAAAAAAAAAAACGGUCGACAUCCUGAUGUCACCAUUGGCACCAUAUGGGCAUUUAGCUCAGGCAGUAUAGACACAGGCAUUGACAUCCGGAGGUGCUUGGGUCAAGCCCCCCAAAUAACCCAUCCAAAGCUAUUGUUCCCCGUGGAACUCUCUCAUGGGUCAGUGAGGGCACACAUGUAACUGGGAGCAGGAUAUGCCCUGCUAUCUCACCUUCCUCUGGCCAGGGACCUCGUGGGCUCUUUUUAGUGGGCCGUGCUGGGGACGAUCUGCUCAUGAAACCAGAAAAGGUUUCAGCACAGCCCAGAGAACAAAGUGGCUCUGCCAUGUGGAUGAGAGAGGAGAAUUGUGGUCAAAGCAAACAUCCGGUGAUACCAGCUGGUAUCUGGUGAAAGGCACAAGAAUGACACCCUGGGCUUGGUUCUGAUGUCACACCAGGGUAACUCCACUGAUGUCAGCAGGGUUAUUCCUGAUUGAUCCCAGUGUAACUGACAUCAGAAUGAGGCUGCCAGUCAUAUGAAAGGGCCCCUCCAGGGCUCCCAGGAUGUGAGCGCCAAAUGUUUCAAGGUUUGGUGCAAAUUUGGAUGGAGGUUUGUUUUUUCUCACCAGCUUUAGGCUGAGAUUUUUCAAAAGGGACUUUGAUUUUGAGUGUCUUUAUUUCAAGGUACUGUAUUGACACCUUAAAGGGGGUCUAAUUCUCAGGGAGUGGAUUCUGAAAAUCAAGCCCCUUAAAGGUAUCUCAAUUUGGACACCCCAAAAGCGGAGGCAACCAAAAACCAUUAGUCCCCUUUGAAAGACAUGGUCCUAAUCUUUUGAGUAUAUAUUAAAACCUCCAAGCUUAACUUUUUAAAUGUUGCUUUACUCAGCUUCCUCAUUAAUCGGCUCCAUUAAUAGUCUGAAGUACUGUAAUACAACUUUUUUUAUUAUUAUCCACUGAAGCUUUUACCUUUAGACCUCUCAGCUGGUAUUAAGUUGUAAUCCCGCUACUUAACUCUUGUACAGGUUCGGAAGGGAGUAACGAUCUCAAAAUGUGAGUGUUAGAGCAGGCUGAAAAAUCCUUCUUUCUCUUAAAAGAAUUUAAAGUACAAAAAGACAAAAAAACAGUUAUUUAAAACACUGAUCAGAGUUGACCAAUGUCUUAAUUUAUUGUCCAGUAGCUGCUGCUACCACUCUCUUUCUGUGUCUCUCUUGGACUGGAAAGUAGAUGUGAUCUCAAGGAGAUUUUUAUCUUGGCUUGUAGCAUACCUUUUCUUAAAAAAAAAUAAAUUAAAAUCAGUCACCAAUCGGCCCUUCCAACUGACUCAGCUAUCCACAAGUGAAAGGGUAGCUGUAAGAAUCAACAGCUAGGAAUAAGCAUUCCAGAUGUGUUUGAUGUCUUCUCUUCUGUUCAUCGGCUGGGGGACUAGAAGUAACUAUAUAAUGAAUGUGGCUUUCUGUAUCUUAAUUUGUUGGAGGAAAUCAUCCAAGAGCUGUCAAUAAUCAAAUGCUGCAAGGAUUUGAUCCACAGCCCACCGGAAUACUAGGAAAGACUCCUGUUGAUUUCAGUGGGGUUAGGAUUGUGGGACCCAACUGGAAGUCAAUGGGAGUUGGAGGAUUAACUCCAUUGGGUGCUUUUGAAAAUCCUGCUCUCAACACAUGAAGAAAUAUGAGUUUCUCCUGGGGCUCCGGGGGGGGGGGGAAGGGGGAGGGAGGGGUUGGUGAGAACCUGGUGUGAGCCUUGAUCAAAGGGAGGGGAGGGUGGAAAGCAGGUGAUUUUCCCCAACUGUUGAUCUGGUAAUGAAACAGGACAUCUAUUAUGAAAAUCAACUCACGGUAGGUACCGUGUAAGGCAGCAUCUUAACAAACCCUGGGCUUGUGUGGCUAGGGGACAUGGUGCAAAUCUUUGGUUACCUUCUCUGCUUCCCCCACCUGCUUCAGAUGCUGAUUGGUUUAUAGGGCCUGAUUCGGUGAGGUGGUGAGUGCCCUCAGCUCCAGUGGGCUCAUAGUCAAGAAAGGAAGCCCAAAAAUGGGAUUUCAGUGAUUCCACAUCUGAAGUUCUGGCUCUGCGCCUGCUGCCUUAUCCCAUGACCUGCAGUACACAGCAUGUCUUGACUGCCUGGAAAGCUUCAGCGAGCCCAGGAUGCAGCUGCCCUCCAGCCCCAGGGGUACUGAAUUCACAACAGUGCUUCUGACUCUGCAGUCACUCCCCCUUCAAACCCGGGUGGUUACAGUCUGUCACCCUGUUUUAACUGAACUUCUGACCCGUGGAACUUUCUUCUUCCAGGUGUCAAUCAAAGGCUGGACACUGCCAAUGCAUGGUGGAAGGUGCAGGUAUUUGUCCUGGCUUGUGGCUUAACACCAGCUAGCCAAUGGAAAGUCAGUUGGAUGUAGCGUGUUUCCCAGCAGCAGCAGCAUUGGCUUUUAGGGAUCCCUUUUUGGGUAGCCCACAUGCUAAGGUGAUGGGCAGUCUUUAACUGUUGAAAUCAGAGCUUAGCUGACAAGGCUCCGGCCACAGAGGACUCCCUAUCCCAUAGCAGUAUUGGCUUGGCAAGGAGGUACAUAUUUGUUCAGCUGAGGUCUCGUUCUCAAAGCCCGUAUCAGUAGCUCCCGUCGCCUUCACCCGGAGCUGUAGGCAUUUGGCACUUCGGAAGAUCAUGUGGCCCUAACGCAAGACCCAGAAGGAGGUGAUCUAUUAAGUCGGAAAGUAACUUUUCCCAGUAGUCACAUUCAAACCCUACGGCCACUCUUCCAAUUCUGCCCUUUCCUGCUGCCUGGCUUUGCGAGAGGUUUUCUGGGCGGUGAGCAGAGCAGAACCUGAGGUGAUGUCGUGACUGCGGGCAGGAGUCCUGAUGUAGAGAAGGGCUCAAAUCAAAAUGCUGGAUUCCCCCCGAACUUUGCAGGGGUUCUGAUUCUGGAUCCGCUUUGAUGACUGACCCCUUGGACUACCCCAAACCCUGGGUCCGCACACAUGGGAAUUUAGGAGCAUUCAGAAUCCAAAUCUGCAGCUGCACUGGUGGAACCGGGGCUCAGGUGUGCUGAAAGCCUGGCCCAAAUGUUGAUAGAGAUAGCUGGGAUACUCCUGAAACCGGAUCCAAUGUUUCCUAGCCUCGCUGGCCCUGUCUGAUCUCGGUGUCUCUGCAGUGAAGCCACUUCAGAUUUACACUGAUGUAAACACAAGCAGAAUCUGGACCAGAGUCAAUAAUGGGCCCUGCUACAGGCUGCAGAGUUUCUUUGCACAUUGACAGUUCCAUACUCUGUUCUUCUCUUAGAAUGACAAAGGUCCCAUAUAUGGUAACCUGCCUUGCUCAGUUUGAGCCUUUAGCUUUUGGUAUAAUUCAAAGCUAGCUAAUCUCCAGCCCAGAAUCUGAUUCCCCCUCCUGCACAGAGGCUUUGUUCCAAUUAAAGUGGUUAGUUAAAAAUGAAAAGGAAUUUUUUUCUCCUUCUAUUAUUAUAAAUGUUCAUAAUCUGCAGCACUCUCUGGGCUUCCAGGCUUUGAAAGGCUUUUGGCACUGAAACAUUUAUUAGAAUAACUGAGUCUUGUGAGGCACGUAGCCAGCUGCUCUGCCGUCCUGAGCAAAUACAAAUCCAUUCCAGUGUUUGGAGGGAAAAGCUAGCUGGAAGGAGGUCUGAACUCUUAGAAGAAUAUAUGUGUGUGUGUAUAUAUAUAUAUGUAUGUAAUUUACAUAUGUAUAUACAUAUAUACUUGUGUGUACACACACACGCAGCUUUAAUUCAAGCCGGCUAUGUAAACUAAGUGGGAGGAAACUAUUGUCGUAGAUUUAAGAGUGCUAAAUUCUGCAGAGACUUUGGACCAGCUCCUCAGCCGGAGGAGUCAGUUGACAUCAGCUGAGGAUCUGGCCCCUUUUUCCUUUCUUGACCCUUUCUCAGCAAGGGCCUGAGCCAAAGCCUGGGGACGCUGAUGGAAAGCCUCCCAUUGACUUUGGUGGCUUUUGUACGAGGGGCCUAGAGGCAACUCAGCACAUAGUGCCUAGUUAUUGUGUCAGGCUAUUCCAAACCAUUUUCAAGGGGAUUGCAUUUGCUGACUUCCCCUUUCCUCCAUGCUCUUUGUCCAGUGCAGACAUAGAGGAAGAUCAGUCAGGUAAACGGACACAGAGCUUUCAAAGGCCUCUCAGUUAUUCCCUUCUGACACCAAGUGUCUUGUGCCUCCAGAUCACUGGACAUCCUAAGUAUCUACAGAAAAGCUCAGUCUGGAGUGGCACCUUUAUGGAAAGUUUUGGAUUUGGAACAACUCGACACAGAAGAUUUCAGUGAGCUGCCCAGAAUUUUUAAGAUCCUGCCACCGGAUCUUGCUCAAUGCAUUUUCAAAGACCUCAAGGGUACCAGUGACUUUCUGAGCAUAAACCACCUCUGUUUUGGCUCCCAGAGGUCUAAGUCAUACACAUACAGUUGACAAUCAAACCAGACAAAACAAAUUAUAAUAAUAUCUCUCUCCCCACAUUGUUUGGUAAAUCUGCUUUUAAAAAUCACUGAUGAAGCAACGCACUUAUUUAACACUAACGUUCAGCACCACAUCUCCGGGAUAAAAUGCCACCCAUUGGUUAUUCUGUAAAUAAACACAAAGCCAACUUGUAUACAUUGAAAAACAAAACCAUUGAUAUCCAUCCAAAAAACCCAACCCAACCCCCCAUCUCUUUCCCGAAGAUUUCAGUAAUAAAUCUUUCCUUUCCUUUUUGGGGCUGAUUAAAAAGCCCAAGUAGGAGAAUGAAAAGUCUUUGGCAGCAGUUGAAAUUUCAGUGUUUUACUAUUCAACAAGUGGGGGAGGGGAAAAUGCAUGUAAAUAUUUUUAAUAGGAAACAUAUCUUAAACAGAACAUUUUUUGUAUGUACAUAACUCUCCUCGAGUUUAGUACUUAAAUUGCUUCAUAGUUCCUGUUAAAAACAAAAAUAAAAUAAAUAAAAAUGUUUGUUACUUGUUUUUGUCCUGACUCAAUGGCCAAAACUUUAAUAAUAAAUAAUAAUAAUAAUAAUAAUAAAGCCUAUCAAAUAAUCUUUGCCAAUGGAUCUAGCACUGUAAUGGUACUGUCUAUUUUUUUUAAUGAUUUCUGUGCUGUGCCCAUUUAUAAAAGGAAAAAUAAAGUCAUUUAAACAUGGAUCGCUGGGA
Messenger RNA from Chelonia mydas (Green sea turtle), 8216 nucleotides. It is a transcript of the gene SDC3, whose product is annotated as syndecan 3. Gene Ontology annotation, biological process: cell migration. Gene Ontology annotation, cellular component: membrane; cell surface. The record is from RefSeq and is a predicted model, not a curated record. The transcript has 5 exons. The coding region runs from base 369 to 1577 and encodes 402 amino acids. Lineage: Eukaryota; Metazoa; Chordata; Testudines; Cheloniidae.